Salvelinus sp. IW2-2015 is the source of this 441-nucleotide messenger RNA. Its product is annotated as polypeptide N-acetylgalactosaminyltransferase 10-like. The transcript has 3 exons. The record is from RefSeq and is a predicted model, not a curated record. The coding region runs from base 86 to 340 and encodes 84 amino acids. Lineage: Eukaryota; Metazoa; Chordata; Actinopteri; Salmoniformes; Salmonidae.
GGUCUCCAGUGAUGGCCGGAGGUCUCUUUGCCGUCAACCGUCGGUGGUUCUGGGAGCUGGGUGGCUACGACACUGGCUUGGAAAUAUGGGGCGGAGAGCAGUACGAGAUAUCGUUCAAAGUAUGGAUGUGUGGGGGCAGUAUGUACGACGUACCAUGCUCCCGAGUAGGACAUAUCUACAGGAAAUACGUCCCCUACAAAGUGCCGUCCAAACAAGCCUAGCCAGAAACCUGAAGAGGGUGGCUGAGACAUGGAUGGAUGAGUACACAGAGUUCAUCUACCAGCGUCGUCCAGAGUACCGCCACCUGUCCACCGGGGACCUGACGGCCAGAAGGAGCUGAGGAGACACCUCAAGUGUAAAGACUUCAAGUGGUACAUGAACGCUGUGGCCUGGGACCUGGCCAAGUACUACCCCGCUGUGGAGCCGCUGCCUGCCGCCUGG